This is a messenger RNA of Aplysia californica (California sea hare), 749 nucleotides long. RefSeq lists its product as uncharacterized. Lineage: Eukaryota; Metazoa; Mollusca; Gastropoda; Aplysiida; Aplysiidae. The record is from RefSeq and is a predicted model, not a curated record.
ACUUUAUCGCCCAAAAGCCUCCACACCCACAUUCCAUCAAAGCCCCGCCCACAGAAGGCUGUCCACCUCCACAAGACAACCAAUCAGAGUCGAGCGUUCGCAAAGAGGGGCGGGGCAAGCCCCCCGAAUAUACCCUGUGCGCUGAUAUGAUCCAGGACCUCAUUCUGCACGGUCCAGAGUUCUUGGACAACGCCCACGGACAAGCACUUGUACACAACUGUCCCGUCAAGCCCGACCUAUUCCCUGCCCACACUCUACACAUCCGCUGGCGACAGGGGCACAAACUCCCGUCCUACACGCCACAGGCCGUGCACGCUAUCCUGCAGAGGUAUGGUCAAGUGACGUUCCUGUGUCAACUGUCCCACAACUCGGUCCUGGCUGUGUUCGACUCGCUGGGCACAGCCCGCCGCCUAAUGCAGUGUGGGAGGGUGGGUCACGGCUGCUCUCCCCUUGUCUGUGACUGGUGGUGCCUGGACAUGAACAGGUACGCGCGCCAAGAAGAAGAAGCAGAAGCCCGGGCCAACGAGCAUCCGAUCCGCGUAGUCCGGCACAGCGCGGGGACGCUGUACAACAUACACUGGAGACGCAUGGUGGAGAAGGUUAGGCACUCUUGCAGGAUGCAGGACCCCUUCUUCACCUACAGACGGAGGGACUUCAUUCCCUGACCGGCGGCUUCAGCAACAGCAGCAGCAGCAGCUACUACAAUAAAGACAACAACAACAGCAGUAAAGACAGCAGUAGCAUCAGCA